This is a messenger RNA of Lacerta agilis (Sand lizard), 1182 nucleotides long. RefSeq names its product solute carrier family 35 member B1 (gene SLC35B1). Gene Ontology annotation, molecular function: UDP-galactose transmembrane transporter activity; UDP-glucose transmembrane transporter activity. NCBI's taxonomy places the organism in Eukaryota, Metazoa, Chordata, Lepidosauria, Squamata, Lacertidae. Gene Ontology annotation, biological process: UDP-galactose transmembrane transport. Bases 21 to 1118 code for a protein of 365 amino acids. The record is from RefSeq and is a predicted model, not a curated record. The transcript is spliced from 9 exons. Gene Ontology annotation, cellular component: endoplasmic reticulum membrane; Golgi membrane.
CCGCCGUCGCAGCCGCCUCUAUGAGGCCCUCUUUCCCCCCGCCGGCGGCGCCGCUGAGGGAUGUUUGCGUGGAGCUGCCGGCGCUGAGGCUGCCGGCGCCGGGAACGGUUCCAGGGCCUGUCAUGGGGGUGAGCGGCGGGCCCGGAGGCAGCGGCGGCGGCGCCCUGUUUCCUGAGCGGUUUCGUCUGCCGCUCUGCUGCCUGGGCGUCUUCGUCUGCUACUUCUGGUACGGCGUCCUGCAGGAGACAAUUACGAGAGGCAAAUAUGGGGAAGGAGCAAAGCAGGAAAAGUUCAGAUAUGCUCUGUCUUUGGUCUUCAUCCAAUGUGUGAUCAAUGCCAUUUUCGCCAAACUGUUGAUCCAGUUUUUUGACAGCGUCAAGGUGGAUCGGACACAGAACUGGCUAUACGCAGCUUGCUCUCUCUCCUACCUGGGUGCCAUGGUCUCCAGCAACUCCGCCCUGCAAUUUGUCAACUACCCAACUCAGGUGCUGGGGAAGUCCUGUAAACCUAUUCCAGUCAUGCUCCUGGGGGUGACGGUGCUAAGGAAGAAGUACCCCUUGUCCAAAUACCUGUGUGUCUUGCUGAUCGUCACCGGCGUGGCCCUGUUCAUGUACAAACCAAAAAAGGGAGGAGACGUCGGGGACGACCACCUCUUUGGGUAUGGAGAACUCCUGCUGUUGCUGUCCUUGACCUUGGAUGGACUGACCGGAGUGUCUCAGGACCACAUGAGAGCUCAUUACCAGACUGGUUCUAAUCACAUGAUGCUGAACGUCAAUCUGUGGUCUACUUUGUUCCUCGGAGCCGGUAUCUUGUUUACAGGAGAGCUUUGGGAAUUCUUGAGUUUCACUGAGCGUUACCCCAGCAUCAUCUACAACAUCCUCCUCUUUGGCCUGACAAGCGCCCUGGGCCAGAGUUUCAUCUUCAUGACUGUAGUAUACUUCGGGCCCCUGACCUGCUCCAUCGUCACCACCACCCGCAAAUUCUUCACCAUCUUGGCUUCGGUCAUCCUGUUUGCCAAUCCGAUCACCGGGCUGCAGUGGGUGGGCACCAUUCUAGUAUUCCUCGGACUUGGACUGGAUGCCAGAUACGGGAAAGCGUCCAAGAAAACCUCACAUUAAGACAGCAGUGGGUCCUUCUCUUGGAAACCUCAACCUGAACAAACUGUUAACUUAUUGUCUUACU